CCUGCCCCUCUGGAGAGAGUCCUAGGAUUCCUGGGGGAGCACAAGUUACCCUCCAUUGCCAAAUGGGUUCUGUACUCCUAGGAUCCUCGAUUUAGAACUGGAAGAAAUCUGAGAAUCCAUCCACCCUCAUUUUACAGACUGGGAAACUGAGGCAGGGAGCAGCAGAGAGUCUUGGCCGGCCAGGUCACUAGCUAGUGAGUCUGAAGCAGUAUUUGAACCCAUGUCUCCCUGGCUCCAAAUCCAUUGCUCUGUCCAGUACACCAUGCUGUCUCCAUUCCUCUGUCUUCAGAUAAAGCACCACAACCAAACCAGCCCAGUCGGUUGGGUGUGCCUCCUCUUGAUCAGAAUAUAACAUCUGCAACUGGGAGGAGAAUUCUUUGAGGAGGUUAAACCCCAUUCCUUCUUGCUCCAUGCCUCUUGCUAGGAACAAUAACAGUCAAAGGGACAGUUCUUUGGGGUUCUUCAUGACUCCAAUUGGGGUUUUCUUGGCAGAGAAACUGGAGUGGAUUGCCAUUUCCUUUCCCAGCUCAUUUUAUGGAUGAGGAAACUGAGGUAAAGAGGGUUUAGGGUUUUCUUGGCAGAGAAACUGGAGUGGAUUGCCAUUUCCUUUCCCAGCUCAUUUUAUGGAUGAGGAAACUGAGGUAAAGAGGGUUUAGGGUCUUCUUGGCAGAGAAACUGGAGUGGAUUGCCAUUUCCUUUUCCAGCUUACUUUAUGGAUGAGGAAACUGAGGUAAAGAGGGUUUAGGGUCUUCUUGGCAGAGAAACUGGAGUGGAUUGCCAUUUCCUUUUCCAGCUCAUUUUAUGGAUGAGGAAACUGAGGUAAAGAGGGUUUAGGGUCUUCUUGGCAGAGAAACUGGAGUGGAUUGCCAUUUCCUUUUCCAGCUUACUUUAUGGAUGAGGAAACUGAGGUAAAGAGGGUUUAGGGUCUUCUUGGCAGAGAAACUGGAGUGGAUUGCCAUUUCCUUUUCCAGCUCAUUUUAUGGAUGAGGAAACUGAGGUAAAGAGGGUUUAGGGUCUUCUUGGCAGAGAAACUGGAGUGGAUUGCCAUUUCCUUUCCCAGCUCAUUUUAUGGAUGAGGAAACUGAGGUAAAGAGGGUUUAGGGUCUUCUUGGCAGAGAAACUGGAGUGGAUUGCCAUUUCCUUUCCCAGCUCAUUUUAUGGAUGAGGAAACUGAGGUAAAGAGGGUUUAGGGUCUUCUUGGCAGAGAAACUGGAGUGGAUUGCCAUUUCCUUUUCCAGCUUACUUUAUGGAUGAGGAAACUGAGGUAAAGAGGGUUUAGGGUCUUCUUGGCAGAGAAACUGGAGUGGAUUGCCAUUUCCUUUUCCAGCUUACUUUAUGGAUGAGGAAACUGAGGUAAAGAGGGUUUAGGGUCUUCUUGGCAGAGAAACUGGAGUGGAUUGCCAUUUCCUUUUCCAGCUCAUUUUAUGGAUGAGGAAACUGAGGUAAAGAGGGUUUAGGGUCUUCUUGGCAGAGAAACUGGAGUGGAUUGCCAUUUCCUUUUCCAGCUCAUUUUAUGGAUGAGGAAACUGAGGUAAAGAGGGUUUAGGGUCUUCUUGGCAGAGAAACUGGAGUGGAUUGCCAUUUCCUUUUCCAGCUUACUUUAUGGAUGAGGAAACUGAGGUAAAGAGGGUUUAGGGUCUUCUUGGCAGAGAAACUGGAGUGGAUUGCCAUUUCCUUUUCCAGCUCAUUUUAUGGAUGAGGAAACUGAGGUAAAGAGGGGUUAGGGUCUUCUUGGCAGAGAAACUGGAGUGGAUUGCCAUUUCCUUUCCCAGCUCAUUUUAUGGAUGAGGAAACUGAGGUAAAGAGGGGUUAGGGUCUUCUUGGCAGAGAAACUGGAGUGGAUUGCCAUUUCCUUUCCCAGCUCAUUUUGUGGAUGAGGAAACUGAGGUAAAGAGGGUUUAGGGUCUUCUUGGCAGAGAAACUGGAGUGGAUUGCCAUUUCCUUUUCCAGCUCAUUUUAUGAAUGAGGAAACUGAGGUAAAGAGGGUUUAGGGUCUUCUUGGCAGAGAAACUGGAGUGGAUUGCCAUUUCCUUUCCCAGCUCAUUUUAUGGAUGAGGAAACUGAGGUAAAGAGGGUUUAGGGUCUUCUUGGCAGAGAAACUGGAGUGGAUUGCCAUUUCCUUUCCCAGCUCAUUUUAUGGAUGAGGAAACUGAGGCUCUGGUAUGGCGGCCAAUGUCUGUAAGAAGAUCACGUCCCAGCUCACGGGAGCCAUUGGGAAGCAAGAGGAUGUGUCUGUGCAGCUGGAGGCUCUGGACAUCUUGUCGGAUAUGCUGAGCAGGUUGGGCGGGUCCCUGUUCUCCUUCCACGCGUCCAUCCUGCACAGCCUGGUCCCGCAGCUCACCAGCCCCCGCCUGGCAGUGCGCAAGCGGGCCAUCGUCGCCUUGAGCCACCUGGUCCUGACCUGCAGCGCCAGCCUGUUCUCGGAGCUCAUGGAGCAGCUGCUGGCCGAGCUGGAGGGGGAGGCGUCCGUCUCCACCACCCGGACCUACAUCCAGUGUAUUGGAGGCAUCGGCAGGCAGGCCGGCCACCGUGUCGGUGCCCACCUACCAAGGAUUGUCCCUUUAGUGGUCAAGUUCUGUGCUGUGGAGGAUGAUGAGCUCCGAGAAUACUGCUUCCAAGGCUUUGAGUCCUUUGUGAGGAGGUGCCCCAAGGAGAUGGGACCCUACAUUCCCAGCGUGACCAACCUCUGCCUGAAGUACUUGACUCAUGACCCCAAUUAUAACUACGACAGUGAUGAAGACGAGAUGAUGGAGACCGAGGAUGGAGAAGAAGAUGAACAAGAAAGCGAUGAUGAGUACAGCGACGAUGACGACAUGAGUUGGAAAGUCCGAAGAGCUGCGGCCAAGUGUGUGGCCGCCAUCAUUAGCACCAGGCAUGACUUGCUGCAGGACUUCUACCAGGUCCUUUCUCCAGUCCUGAUCAGCAGGUUCAAGGAACGGGAGGAGAACGUCAAGGCCGACAUCUUUGGGGCCUACAUCUCACUGCUGAGACAGACGCAUCCUGGGCAAAGCUGGCUCCAUAGCUCUGAGGUGGGCAACGAGGAGAACAUUCCUCUCACCAUGUUGCAGAACCAGGUGCCCCAUAUUGUCAAGGCUCUUCAGAGACAGCUCAAGGAUCGGAGUGUCAAGUCUCGCCAGGGUUGCUUCAGCGUCCUCACAGAACUAGCUGGAGUCUUACCUGGGAGCCUGGCUGAGCAUAUUCCUGCCUUGGUUCCAGGCAUUAUCUUCUCCCUGACAGACAGGGCCAGCUCUUCUAACAUGCGGAUUGAUACUUUGGCUUUCCUGAAUGUCCUCUUGUGCACCCACCCUCCUGAAGCCUUCCAUGCCCACCUGCCAGUCCUGCUGCCCCCGGUGGUGGCCUGUGUAUCUGACCCCUUCUAUAAGAUCACCUCGGAGGCCUUGCUGGUGACCCAGCAGUUGGUGAAGGUCCUGCGGCCCCUAGACCGCCCCUUGACCUUGGACCCCCAACCCUACGUUGGGGAGAUAUUCGCUGCCACCCUCACAAGACUGAAGGCAGCCGACCUGGACCAGGAGGUGAAGGAACGAGCCAUCGCCUGCAUGGGCCACAUCUUGGCGCACCUGAGAGACUGGCUGGGGGCUGAGCUGAAGCCCACCCUCAUCAUUUUCCUGGAGCGCCUAAAGAACGAGAUCACCCGGCUGCCCACAGUCAAGACCCUGACUCUGGUGGCAGGAUCCCCGCUCCGGGUUGACCUGCAGCCCAUCAUCAUUGACGCUUUGCCCAUCUUGGCCUCCUUCCUCCGGAAGAAUCAGCGGGCCCUGAAGCUGGCCACCCUGGCAGCACUCGAUGUCCUAGCCCGGAAUUACCGCACAGCCCUCCAGCCCGCCAGUAUCGACACGGUGCUGGCUGAGAUUCCGCCCCUCAUUGGGGAGAAUGACAUGCACGUGGCCCAGGUCGCUGUGGGCUUCCUGACCACCCUGGCCCAGGCGCACCCCUCCUCCCUGGCCAAGGCCAGCAGCCCCGUCCUCGCUGAAGUCCUGCAGCUGGUUUACUCACCUCUGUUGCAGACCGGGGCGCUGACGGCCAUCACAGGCUUCUUCCAGGCCCUGAUGGGGACGCGGGCCCCAGGCCUGUCCUACGGAGAACUGAAACAGCAGCUGACGGGCCCCAUCUACAAGGCGGGCCCGGACUCCCCUCCCCUCCACAAGCAGGCGCACCACUCGGUGGCCAAGUGCUUGGCGGCCUUGGUGGUGGCCUGUCCCCAGGAGGCGGCAGGCACGGUGGGCCAGUUCGUUCGGGACGCCCAGGCUCCCCGCUCCAGCCCGGGGGUCAAGGUCCUGGCCUUCCUGGCGCUGGCCGAGAUGGGCCAGGUGGUGGCUGGGAUGGGGUCCCAGCGGGAGCUGAAAACGGUCCUGCUGGAAGCUUUCUCGUCGCCCAGUGAGGAGGUGAGGUCGGCGGCCUCCUACACCCUGGGCUGCGUGGGGGCCCGGAACCUGCCCGAGUACCUGCCCUUCUUGCUCGGGGAGAUCGGGAGCCAGCCCAGGAGGCAGUACCUGCUGCUGCACUCACUGAAGGAGACCAUAGGGGCCGCCCCUGCGGAAGGCCUCAAGCCCUACGUGGAGGACAUCUGGGCCCUGCUCUUCAGGCACUGUGAGUGCAGCGAGGAGGGCACGCGCAACGUGGUGGCCGAGUGCCUGGGGAAGCUGGCCCUGGUGAACCCUUCCCAGCUGCUGCCCCAGCUGCAGAAGCAGCUCCUCGCAGGUUCACCACAUGCCCGGAGCACUGUCGUUACCGCCAUUAAAUUCACCAUCUCAGACCAGCCCCAGCCCGUUGACAUCCUCCUGAAGGACUGCAUCGGAGAUUUCUUAAAAACUCUUCAGGACUCAGAUUUAAAUGUCCGACGAGUGGCUCUGGCCUUAUUCAAUUCUGCUGCUCACAACAAGCCCUCCCUCAUUCGAGACUUUCUGGACAACACACUUCCUCACUUGUACAAUGAGACCAAGGUCCGAAAGGAGCUUAUUCGAGAGGUAGAAAUGGGGCCCUUCAAACACACAGUGGACGAUGGGCUGGAUGUCAGGAAAGCUGCCUUUGAAUGCAUGUACACGCUCCUGGAGAGUUGCCUGGACCGACUGGACAUCUAUGAGUAUUUAAACCAUGUGGAAGAUGGACUCAAGGAUCACUAUGACAUCAGGAUGCUCACUUUCAUCAUGCUGGCCCGGCUGUCCGCUCUGUGUCCCAACACCGUCCUGCAGAGGCUGGAUCGCCUGGUGGAACCGCUGCGAGCCACCUGUACCUCCAAGGUAAAAGCUGGUUCCGUCAAACAAGAAUUUGAAAAGCAAGAUGAACUCAAGCGCUCAGCUAUGAGAGCCGUGGCCGCCUUACUGACUAUUCCAGAGGUGGAAAAAAGCCCAGUGAUGGCAGAAUUCUCUUCCCAAAUUAGAUCCAACCCUGAAAUGGCAGCUCUUUUUGAAAGCAUUCAGAAGGACUCUGCUUCCUUGUACGCUCCCGAGUCAAUGGACUUGAGUUAAUGGCCUCAGUUUUUCUCCUCAAAUAUAAACCCUCUAUUAGUGCAACGGAUUCCUAAUGAGCAAGAUGAGGAAUAACUAAAUGACCCCAACUCAGUCAGAGCCUUCAUCUACUAGUCUGGGGCACACCCACUAGUCUUUGGUCGUGGCCUCCAUUGGAGAUCUCGGUGCCCCAAAUGGUGCUAUUCCAGGUCUUUCUCCAGUGACCUCAAUCUGAUGGCACAGUGACCAGAGCUGAAGGGUCAAGCAGAAUGCCAUGGUGUAACUAGGCCCCUUCAGUUCAAGGCCAAGUUUCAGACUAUUAAGCAGGGCCACUAGGAAAAAAAAUACUUCUGAAAGAUUUUGUUUCUAUAUCGCACAUUAUCUGAAAUGUUCUCGUUCCUUUUAGAUACUUAGUGGAUCUCUGAGUAGAAGUCACUGUGAAAAGCAAGGUUAACUUGAGGGAGCUUCUAAGGGGAGAGAAGCCCUUCCUGUGCCUAUAUUGCUUGAAAUGUUUCAGCUUCAUAAAAGACUCAAUUAGGUUUAUAGUAUUCCAUAACAAAUUAAAUAUACCCUAGCUGUGUGACUCUGGGCACGUCAGUUGACCCCAAUUAAGUAAUUCAUAAUCAAGGAUGAAUUGGCUUUGAAAACCUCUAUUCUCCUCACAUAUAACCCAUUUUCCCCAGAUUCUGAUUGUACUGAUUAUAUCAACAGCUGAUCAAACACAGGACAGCUUCGAUCUGGAGCCUGUAAUUAGAAUCACGCCCCACCUCGGCAACAGUUCGCUCUUACUUAAGGGGCUAGCUUCCUAAUCCUAAAUAAGAAUUAUUUUACAAAUGAAGUAGUAAGAAGUUUAAAGACUAGUCAAGGUCACUUGGAUCUAAUCCUGGAUCUGAUGGGAGAACUGAAGGCAGCAUUUAAGAAUGUAGGGUUCUCAGGAAAUAGGGCAGAGGGGAAGGGAGAAGUAGGAUUCCUACACUCAAGACUCCUAGCACUGGGACACAGUGGCUGGCUAGAUUAGGAAUUAAAUCCUGCCAGAUUUGUGGUGGGAUCAAGCUGGUUGUCUUUUAUAAGCACCCUGUAUUGGUUACAACUAUUGCCCCCCCCCCCCCAUGCUCCCUUCCAGAUGGCAAUGUUUCUAAGAAGCUUGUUUUCAGGAAAAGUUAUUUCAUCACCUCAAAACAGGGUCCUAAUGACUAAGCUUUAUUUACUAUUUUUCUAUCCCCAGGACUCUCCUCAGUGGAGUCAGGGAUGCCCUCUUUUGAGGCCUAUUCUGAGUUUAAUAUUUAUAAUUUGGGGUGCUGGGUUUCUAUCUGUUUGACAGACAAUAAAUAAAAAGUAGCCUAUC
Monodelphis domestica (gray short-tailed opossum) is the source of this 6810-nucleotide messenger RNA. It is a transcript of the gene CAND2, whose product is annotated as cullin associated and neddylation dissociated 2 (putative). NCBI's taxonomy places the organism in Eukaryota, Metazoa, Chordata, Mammalia, Didelphimorphia, Didelphidae. Gene Ontology annotation, biological process: SCF complex assembly. The record is from RefSeq and is a predicted model, not a curated record.